CGCACAGUCAAACGGACGCGAAGUCCAAAGCGCGCGUCCAAGGCCAUCAAUAAUUUCUUCAAUUCGCCAGGGCGCUCCUAGCUCACAUCAAAGAAACAUUUCAGGACUCAAACCACAAUAGCUUUUGGCAACAUUGCUGUCGAAUACCUUACCAUCUUUUAUUCGCCACCUUACCUCACUCGCAAGCUCGCUACUCCUCCGACCCUUUACUGGUACACCUAAGUGGUCUCCACAGCUAAAAGCUAGCACAUAUGGACGCGGCUGAUGUGCGGGACCAGGAGCCGACGCGCGCCGCGUCGAAAUGCCGGCAUGGCGGGACCGAGGUCUCGUGCCGAGGAGGUCCUCUGCACGACGACGUGAUGGAUACAUCAUGCAGUGAUGAGCAGGGUGACGUGUGCUGGGUCUGCCUGGACGGCCCGUCUGCAGAUAAGCCGCUCAUCCGGCCCUGCAAGUGCCCCCGCUUCUGCCACAGCGUCUGCAUCGCGCGGUGGCAGCUGCAAAGCGCUGGCAGCAGGAAGGAGAUGUUCUGUGACUUCUGUAGUGCCAAGCUGCCGGACUGGAAACACGCGCUGACACCGCCCUGCGGCUCGCAGGCGCCGGCGGUGAUGAACGUCAACUUCGGCGGCCGCACCUACAGCUUCGAGGUGCAGCCCGGCCCCGAGGGCUACCGCCGCUUCACGUCCGCCAUCCGCGCCGCCUUCGCACUGCCCGAUGACAGCGAGCUCAACAUCACCUUCACCUGCGACGAGCCCAACACAGCAGAGCCUGUAUCCUCCGCCGCAGGGUCACUGCUUACGCUGCAAGGCGCAGGCGCCUACGAUGCGGCCGUGCACUGCGCCUCUGUGUCAGCGGCGCGGCGCCUCAGCACCGGCAACCCGCUCACCCAGGCGCCCAUCUGGGGGCCCUCCUCCUCCGGCGGCGGCGCCAGCAGCAGCUCCGCGGGCGGCGCCGGCGUCCGCAGUCGCAGCGCCAGCGCAGGCGGCGCGCCACGCGGCGGCAGUGAAGGCGGCGGCGCCGCGGGUGCUGGUCGCGCCGCGGCCGGCGGCGCCGCGGGCGGGUCGUCGUCGUCGCCGUCGUCGCCGGGCAAGAUGCGGAUGCUGGGGGGUCUGGGGCGGCGCCUGCGCAACGCCAUGGCCGAGCUCUUCGGAACCACGGGGCCCACCACCGGCGCCGGCAGCCCCGGGAUGGGACAUGGAGCUGAAUCGGUGCGGGUGUAGGAGCAACGCAACUUACCGGUAUGGGAGGAGUUCAUCACAUUUACACGGAUUUAAAGGAUGUGGGUUGGGAGGCCUGUCAUAUGACGCUGGGAGUAGAGGUGCCGGGUGGCGGACAUCUCAGCAAGCCGCUGGUUCCAAGGGCGCAAACUGCUGAACAAGCAGCAUAUGUGCGAGGCGUGGCCGGCGGGUUUGCUUUCUGCAUGCCAGUGUGAGGGCUGGGCUCGUAAACCGGGGGAUGGCCGGCACCCCCCUGGGCCAGCUGCCAACUCAGGGGCAUCGGGGGUUGAUGAAGCGCUGCAGUUGCUUGGAAGCUCAGGCAUAAUGUUAAAUUGUUUUGGCCAUGCGCGAAAGGUCUGGAGGCAGCUCAGCAUGGACUGGGGUGCGUCGCAGCCAGGCGGCUGCCGACAGCUACUGCACCAGAGUUGUUUUGAUGACACAAGCAGUUGGUGCAUGCGUGUGCAUUUAUUGAUAAGAAUAAUGUUGGAAUGGUAUUACAUGAGUAGUGGCAGAUGCGAAGAGCGCAGGGGUGCGUGUGUGUGCACUCAAGUAAACUGCUUGUAUACUUCAUUCAAGGGCAGCCUGGCGGAAAGACCGAGAGGUGUUCAAAGAGAUGCGAAUACUGGACAUGUGUGGGGGUUUUGGAUGGGUGCUUAUGGCAUUCAGGAACGUGUAAGGGGGGUUCGGGGGGUUUUGGUGUUACUGAUUUACACGGACGCAGGAUGGGCCUGGGCGGGCGGGCGCAGGUGGCAAAUGUUGGGCAAGGGUGCAGCAGCUAUGACCGACUGCGGCUGGGGUGUUUGUGGAUGUAACAUGAGAAUGCC
Chlamydomonas reinhardtii is the source of this 2038-nucleotide messenger RNA. RefSeq lists its product as uncharacterized. The record is from RefSeq and is a predicted model, not a curated record. Gene Ontology annotation, molecular function: zinc ion binding. The transcript is spliced from 6 exons. Bases 252 to 1217 code for a protein of 321 amino acids. Lineage: Eukaryota; Viridiplantae; Chlorophyta; Chlorophyceae; Chlamydomonadales; Chlamydomonadaceae.